AAUUCUCUUCGCUCUGUGUAUGAGUCUAUGAAAAAUGAUCUUAAGAAGUUGGAAGACAAUUGUAGACAAUCUAUGCUUGACAAAAGAGUACAGAACUACUGUCAAAACAUAACACAAUUUUUAAAUGCAAGGAUAAAUUUAAUUGACUUGUAUGAAAAGAUUUACAAUGUUGGUUUGAACAAACAGCUGCGUUAUAUUGAACUACAGAAUUUAAUUGAAACCGUUAUAAAAAGAAACGAAUUAGGUUUUACAGAUAUAAGUUUGACUCCAGUUAGAGCAAUUUUUAGCUUAGAAUGUGAAAUUUUAGAACAGCUUUUCAAUGCUCUUACAGAAUUACAAAGAUUGCAGUUUUUACCAUCAUUGGCACUCAUUCAUGGAUCUCACACAAGAUUAUGUGCUUGGGAAAGUAAAAUCCAAAGCCGUGAGAUAUGGAAAUUGGGUAUAGUUUUCAAAAACAGUCCUUUACCAGCAUUGUUUCAGUGGUUCCUAAAACUUAAAGGAACAGUUUUAAGUAAAUUUAGUUUAUAUUUUCAUGAUACUUUGGCACAGCAAACUACUCCAAAUGAAAUGAGACAUUUGUGUUCAAAACUGCAUUAUGAUCAUUAUCAGAAGUGAGUAAAAACUUAUAAUAGCUAUUUUGUAUUCUAGGUUCUAAAAUGGUUGGUUUGUUUAAAGCAUUUCUUAGUUGAGUAUGAAAUAACAUUUUUUUGAAAACUGUAUUUUAAAAUUAGUAAAAAAAUGUAAAAAGUGAAAAGAAAUUUUGACUAGAGAUUCAUUAAUUUGAUAUCUAAUGUUCUUCAUAAUAUUAAUGCAUGUAAAUCGUUUUGCAUAAUUGCUUAGUUAAAUUACAAUUGGAACUUGGCACAUUCAUUAUUAAAUAAUUGUUAAAAUUAACGUAAUAUAUAAACGUAAUAAAAGACAAAGCAAAU
Molecule: messenger RNA, 929 nt
Organism: Anoplophora glabripennis (Asian longhorned beetle)
Lineage: Eukaryota; Metazoa; Arthropoda; Insecta; Coleoptera; Cerambycidae
Product: KICSTOR complex protein C12orf66 homolog
Biological process (GO): protein localization to lysosome; cellular response to amino acid starvation; cellular response to glucose starvation
Cellular component (GO): KICSTOR complex
Source: RefSeq, a predicted model, not a curated record